UAUAAAAACAAUGCAAGAGGAAGGAACUGAACUUUCAGAGGUAUUUACAAUCCAGAAGUAUGCUAGAAAUCAGAAAGAUUUCAAAUCAAAUAUGGUAAGGUCAAGAGAAUACAGGAAGCGUAGAAAAGAGUAUAUCACCAAACUAGAGCAAGCUAAUAAGAAGCUCUCUGAUGAAAAUAUUAUCUUAAAAUAAGGAAAAUGAAGAGCUUAAGAAAUUGGUCCAGAAACUACCUCCUCCAUCUCACCAAGAGAACGAUAUCAAAUCUCGGAUAGACAAAAAUGAGCAUUUUGCUUAUUAUAAGAUCCCGAAGAUGAUGAGUGAGGAUCCAGACAGAGUCAGGCUCACCCAGAUAGCAAUGGCAUGUAACGAUAAUAGCGAGUGGAACCCAGAUAGAAUUACUAUAAUUAAAAAGGCCUUCAGAGAUAUCAUCCAUUAUUUACUUUCUAAGGACAACAAAUGCUUCGUAGCAGCCUGUAAGAAUUCGAAGAUGAGCCAAUGCAUUAAGAAAUUUGGCAAGAAGAGAACAAUUAAGGGGAAAAUGAAGGAUGUGGAAGGAGGAGAGUCAAAAGAACUCGGCUGAAGUGCUAAUUUAGGAUAUCUCCCGAGUUUUUCAGAUUCGUUAGUUGAGUAUUUGAAAGCUAAUGGAACGGAGUAUUGGAAAACUACGAAAGCUAAUAAGAACUUAGUAAGAAAAUUGAUCACUGUGAGGAACGAGAUCUUACAAAAUAUAUUGAAGAAAGGAAAGUUCUUUGAAGAAUCGAAUAUUAGUCAGGCAUUAGUAAAGGAAGAUUUUGCUUCAAUUUGAGAGCUGGUUGGGAGACUAGAUGGUACAAAAUAUCUUUCUCCUCAUUAUUUAUGGGAGCUCCCGGUAAGAGAUCCUGACUCUGAUGAAUACAAUGGGUAUGAGCUUUCUGAAUAGUGACUUUAAGCUCUUUGCUCUAUUAAACUUUAGGAAUUUUAGAAUAAUUAUAUAGUUCGCAAU
Molecule: messenger RNA, 983 nt
Organism: Moneuplotes crassus
Lineage: Eukaryota; Ciliophora; Spirotrichea; Euplotida; Euplotidae
Source: the annotation of a GenBank genome assembly